Molecule: messenger RNA, 1014 nt
Organism: Durio zibethinus
Lineage: Eukaryota; Viridiplantae; Streptophyta; Magnoliopsida; Malvales; Malvaceae
Source: RefSeq, a predicted model, not a curated record
CCCAGGACAAUUAACUUGUACGGACAAUCCAGGAAAUUUAAUUUAGCAAUCUGAUGAUUGAUGCUAAUUUCAACUUGUUUAUAGCAUACAGGGUCGUCACUAUCAAACAAAUCAUGGGGGAGGGUCUUUCUUAUCCAAACAAAUAUCUGAAGGAACUUCCUUCUUUUUAUCCUUUUGCAUUGUUUUUGUUAUGUUCUUUUAUUUUUGCAUUAAACAAUGCAAUCCAACUCUCUCCCCAGGCAUUAUAAAUAAGAGAUGAUGAAAUCUCAAAGUCCACCAGAACUAAGCCUUAGCACAUUUAAGCUUCCUACAAUAAGCCUUCUCACUUGUCUGCCUGUUCACCUUUCUUUCAAGCUUAAUUCUGCUAGAUCUUUUCAGCUUCUUUUGCCACUUAGCUGCAUUGUUUGUAACUUUCUAAUUUUUCAGAUUGAAUUUGUUUCCUUUCUUAACAAAAUCAACGAAAGCAGCUUGUCGUAAUGGACAGAGUAAGAGAUCUGGCAUCGAAGAAGGCUGCUGUGAUAUUCACUAAGAGCUCAUGUUGCAUGUGCUAUAGCAUCAAGACACUUUUUUAUGAGCUUGGCGCUAGCCCUGCAAUUCAUGAGCUUGACCAUGAUCCUAGUGGGAGAGAUAUGGAGUGGGCUCUAAGAGGGCUAGGGUGUGAUCCCUCAGUCCCAGCUGUGUUCAUAGGUGGAAGAUUUGUAGGCUCGGCAAAGGAUGUCAUAUCCCUUCAUGUAGACGGAUCACUGAAACAAAUGCUCAUAGAUGCAAAGGCCAUCUGGUUCUAGCAAUGAUAAAAGCAACUUGCCUACUCAAAUUGGCAAACUAAGUACUCUGUGAAAAUAAAUCCGAAAGAGAAAAUGUUGUAUUAGGGGCUUUGCUUUUUCUUGAGUUCCUUGAAUACAUUGUAUGAAAAACAUGACACUUCUUGAGAACAGCCUAAACAGUUUAUAGUACAUAGAAUCUUAAAUAUUUAUUGGUGACUGCUUCCAUUUCCAUGGAUAUGAUAACAUAAUG